CUGACACCGCGAGCAUCUCGAGCAUUGAUCGCGCACUCACAGGUGGAUGUGAUGUUGCUGGUAUGGUGGCUGGUCGCGCUGCUGCGGGUGUGUCAGGCAGUAGACAUGCAUGCGCAGGCUCAGCUUCAGAACAACAUCGCCGGCCACACAGUCACGGCAGCGCAUAAUACGACGCUGGGGCAGCCACCUGGUAGUUUUUCCGUCCUCAGCUCCGUCCUUUUUAACAAUUAUCGACCCAAUUUUCAAUCGCUGGGUGCCCUAACAAGAGUCGCUACGAGCUACUCGUGGAACGAUACCUCCACCAGAGUGCGCAGCAAGCGAGAAGUGAACGGUGCGAAUAACUUUAACUAUAACGACCUAUCCAACGGCGAGACGCGGUCUUUCAAAAGUAAUACACACCGAGCCAACAAUCUUCAUUCCGUUAAUGAUGAGGCUACGGCUGGUAAUGAAUACAAUAGUCGCAGUAAUAAUAAUGAGUAUAAUUUAAACUCUGUGAACAGUGAACGGGAGGAUAAUAAUGUCAAUAAUACUAAUAAUGAUGGUGACCGAGAAACUAUUAGCUCCACUGCAUCCCCACCAACUUCGACUUCUGUGAUCACCACAACAGCAGGUUCAACAAUGACCCCGACGGCUAUAAUAACCUACCCCGAGGACGAGGUGCUCUGGGGGCGGCUGUGCUCCCCCAGGUUCGUUCUGGUCCAUAGACACCACGACGUAGCUCUGCGCUGCGAGGUCUGGGCGCCGUUGGGCACUAUCAUCAGAUGGAGGAAGGAGGCGCAGACGCUUAGGACGGACUUUUAUGAUAACGAAGACUCCGAGGGCAACAGUUUGGACCUUGGCCACGAGCCUGUGGCUCCGACGGACUACAGCUCCACCAGGCAGAACGUUCACUCGUUUUUCUUCUUGGAUUGCGCCCACCACGGACAUCGGGGCACAUUCGAGAUGCUAGUGCUGUCUCCAAGUGGCCGUACCUACAGCCGUCACUUCUCCGUCUUUAUAAUGGACAGCAGCUACCUUGCCCACCACGAUGGCAGGCGCGGUCUCAUGUGCGUCCUGCCGCCCCAGCAGCGUCGCCUUCUACCGCGCAUCCACGCCUUCAGUCGGGUGGUUGUUGCGCCGGUCGGAACCAACCUGACGUUGCCGUGCCGCUACCGGGGCGACCACAUGGCAGUCACGUGGUUAUUCCAGGAGCAGCCAACCAACUUUACCGUGACAUCUAAAGGCGAUCUGCUUAUUCCUGGCCUAACGCCACUCCAUGCUGGCUUCUUCAUGUGCUUGCUGCGCAGCACCGUGCUGCAUGCUGACUUAAGUGACAGAAUUAUUACCUCAGUCCAGCCUCAAGUCCACGAGUAGUCACCGGGACCACUUUCAACUCGCUGGCUUCCGUUGAACUGGAAAUUUGUAUUCACUCAUUAACCUAACCUGCGUGUUUACAAGCUGGUAUGACUUCGAGGCUCAUCAAUUUAUGUAGUGUUUUGACAACAGCCAUGCAGCUGAAGUUACGUACUAUACUCCAACAAUAUACCAAAUCAUUAGCAACUUGGUGCAAAAUACUCGAAUGUGCUCAACCGUUUGUGAACUUUCUGGAACUGGUGAUGGAAUUACCAUAAAGUCACUCGAGGAGAGCCGAAGACGGCUCCCCACCAUUGCCUGCAUGGGACUGCGAUGUCCUAAACACAUACCAUGGAUCUCAAGGACCAAGCAUACCAAUGAAAUUAGAUGAUACUAAGCCACUCGAUCCUGGACUGUCAGGUUUUCAGACAGCUCCAUUACUCCGAACGAAGAGUAAUUGCGAUCAACAACGAACUCUGCUUUCGCUGCCUGGGGGCUUACCGGGCUGCUGACUGCUCAUCGAACUUCAAGUGCGACCUCUGUCACCGACAAUACCACACCCUGAUGCACCGUCCCUCCACAGACCACACGCCCCAGGCUACCUCGCAAUUAAACAACAGCGCUUCUUACAAUACGCGGGAAAGCACGUAAACAUCACCUUUGGCUGCUUCGACACAUUGGUCAGAUACGGACAGCUCCAGCGCGCCCCGUCCAGGUGGUGUAAAAUUUUUUCGCGUAUUGGCAGACGAUGCUGGGCCAUUCUACGCAGGCUACUGUGGGCUGAUUGAUCCAAUUCAAUGGGUGUAAUCUAUCUGGUGGCUUGCGGCUGAUAAUGUUACAGCAGAAAGUGUUGUAGGCUACGUUCUUGAGGGAAGGGAUCAUGAUAGUCCAUUCGAAGCUUGGUAUCCGACAGACGUCCCAAAAUUAAGUGCGUCGGACGUGCGUGCUAAAAAACAUUUGUGAUCAUAAAAAAACAAUGAUGUGCAUCACCUUAGAAGGUUCGUGAAGUAAAUUCAUUAGAAGUUAUUCUACCUCAUUAUUGCUCAAUAUAUUUUGUUCGAAAAUCUUCAACAUUCCAUCUCAAACAUUCCAACUUUUGAAAAAUACGUUAAUAAUGACAGUAGUUUUAUGUGUUGGGCUGUGAGAAUAACACGUGUACAAAUUAGUUUUUUAAGUUGUUUAACAACUUUCAAUUCUUUUGAUCGUUUACGCUUUUUCUGCCGGCAUGUUUUUGAAUAUAUCUAAAUUUUGACAACGUUUCCUUAUCGUAUUUUUUGUCACUUUGACUCAAUUGUUAAAAAGAUAAAUAUGAAAAUGUACAUUUGCUCAAAUACUUAUCGCUUGCAUGAUUGAAAUCCUGUCAUUUAUGUUCAAUUCUCACAUUUGCUCAAAUACUUAUCGUUUGUAUGAUUGAAAUCCUGCCAUUUAUGUUCAAUUCUCAUUUAUGUUCAAUUUUUUGUGGAAAGAUUCUUCAUAUAUUGCAUUCCCUUCAUGUUGUUGUUUUUCAGUAAGAUUAUUAGCCAUUAGAGAAUGUGCGAAACAUAAUUCAGAGUUAGGGAUGAUAAUUUCUAUGGAAAUGCGUAAUUUCUAAACUUAUCUUCCCUGUUUUCAUUCCGUUUUUUUAUGAACAUGGGCAUUUUCUAACCGCGCCUGCCAUACUUAAUGUCUUUUGUAAUGCUUAUGUAAUAAUCACAUCAUAAUUAUGGAUUAGUUUAUUUGUUGGGAACUUUCCCACAACGAUUCGGACAGAAAAUAAUAGUUAUAACAUUUUAUUUACAUGGGAGCAACUUCAGUUCAAGUGAUUCCUUUUUCACUUUCAUGAAACAAAAAGAAAACCUCAUUUGAAAACAAAAGUAAAAUCAGCAAUUUUAUAUCGGGAAAAGGUUGGUUCAAUGGUCUUUGAUUAUGAAUUUAUGAAUGACGAAUUAGAAACACAAUAAACCAAUUAAAAUUAACUGGUUGUAAAACAUUACACGGCCUUUUUGUGAUCUGGAUCUGGUUUCAACAUGCGUAGAUGGUUAUUUAUUAUUUAUAUUUUGGAAGACGAAAUGAAAAUUUGUAAUACUUAUUUUUCACUUUAUAUUAAAUUACGGUGAUGCAGGAAGCUUAACCUUUAAAGUAGCUUAUUUGAAUCGAUUCUGAGAUAUCCAAAAUACGAGUAUAAGUUCCAUUCACUUGAUAGUCCCCAUAAGUAUUCGAUAUGGCAUUUACCUUAUAUGUUAC
Messenger RNA from Hyalella azteca, 3555 nucleotides. RefSeq lists its product as uncharacterized. The record is from RefSeq and is a predicted model, not a curated record. The transcript has 11 exons. Lineage: Eukaryota; Metazoa; Arthropoda; Malacostraca; Amphipoda; Hyalellidae. Bases 52 to 1353 code for a protein of 433 amino acids.